Messenger RNA from Armigeres subalbatus, 2269 nucleotides. RefSeq lists its product as uncharacterized. NCBI's taxonomy places the organism in Eukaryota, Metazoa, Arthropoda, Insecta, Diptera, Culicidae. The coding region runs from base 16 to 2256 and encodes 746 amino acids. The record is from RefSeq and is a predicted model, not a curated record. Gene Ontology annotation, molecular function: copper ion binding; oxidoreductase activity. The transcript has 8 exons.
UCCAGCGGCGCGCGGAUGGCGCGGGUUCGCUCAAUGGGCUUGCAAUCGAAAGAGUCCAGUUGCGUUCAGGUAUUAUGCGAGAUCGGGUGCUGGAUCGGUGCAAGCAACCAAGCACAAGGAUCGAUUGUCACUAGUUAUGUAAUAUCGCGUGAAAACGGGUUCAAGUUUCGGUUUCCGCAAAUUAGGUGUUUUCUCUGUAAUAUGAAGAAGCUACGAUUGGUGCGCAUAGUGAUUCAGCGUGUGUUGAUUACUGGGGCAGUGUUUUGGGCGGCGAUGUUAGUGAUCCAAUUUACGGCUAUUACUCCGAAAGCGGUUUUCAGUCCGUGCAAACGCGUAUGCAAUCGUGCCGAUUGGCCCCGGAUCUGUCGCUAUCGGUUGGUUAUAGAAAAAUUCUCGCUUCCCAAAUUCUCCGUCUUUAAUUUCAGAGUGGAUCAUAAAAAUAUAAUUAGCCAUCUGAAUAAAACAGCUGACGGUGACGCUGAUGCUGGUAAAACAAACCGCCCGCUCGAAAGCUACUAUUUCCUUGUCAACGGGCAUCACACCGGACCGCCGUUGGAGGUAUGCAAGAAUGAUUUUCUCGUGAUUGAUGUGGAAAAUCGCAUCCCCGGACGGAGCAUCUCGCUGCAUUGGACCGGGCAAACACAACAGCGUACACCGUUCAUGGACGGCGUGCCAAUGAUAUCGCAAUGCCCUAUCACCAGCUACACGACGUUCCAGUAUAAAUUUCAAGUGAACCGCGUGGGAACGCACCUUUACUACGGGUUUUCCAACGAGGAACGAAAGCUGGGCCUGGUCGGUGCCCUCGUAGUGCGCUCCUCGCAUGAACAAAGCCAACACCCGUUGACAAGCCAGUGUCAGGAUGAUUUGAUUUGGUUGAUUUCGGAAGUGAACGGAGCGUUCUUGAUCAACGGAAACCGUACCAUGGUCAUGGAGGUGCAUCCUGAACGACGGUAUCGUGUACGGGUGGCCUACACGGCACCGGUUGGUACUCGAAAGCACUACCAGCGCUGGCUGCAAAUUCAGGAUCACAACGUGACGGUGAUAGCUCUGGAUGGAAAUUUAGUAGAGCCACUUAUGGUGAGCCGUGUUGCUCUCUCCGAUGGUAACCGGGUCGAUCUCGUUGUACACACUACCAGUGUGUACGGAGUAGAACAGGAUUAUGAAAUUCAACUUGUUGCCACCGGUGGAGGUGCUAAUUCGGUAUAUGGCGACGACGAAGAAAACGUGUGCCAUCUACAUCGCCGGGAGAAGCUGCCGUUCACUCAUGGUUCAACAAACAAUUUUAGAUUAAAGUAUGUGCGAUCCGAGCCAUCUGAUUCAGCGGCACUGCGGCCGGGCAGUGGUAGAUUUUCGUCUGCAAUAUCGGAAGCAAUAUUCUCCAUAUCACCAGCAAAACCACCGAGCACCAGAAGGCACUUAGGGUUCAACGUGGGCCGUACGGUGUGUAGCAACAGUUCAGACGACGACGACGACGAUGACGAUGGCGACGUGGUAGUGUCCUAUCCACUGGGAGCUCGCAAUCGCCAGGACAAACUUUGCCUGCUUAAUGUUAGGACCAGAGCCGCCACCGACGGCAGGAAUAGUUUUCCACCGGCACUGCGUGAAGCGGAAAGACAGAUUAGCUUGGUGCUCACCAAGCGGAAAGUCGAGAGGGAAAUUUUCGGAGAACGCUUCCAUGAUUUGUCCUACAGUGUGAACGGUUUCAGCUUCACUUAUCCAUCGGUUCUUAUGAUACAUCGAAAACUCGACGAUGGCGCUGAUUUGAAGGACAAUAUAUGCAGCAAUAGUAGCGGCUUCAGACGGAUGCCAGAAAAAUGUCACCAGAGCGCGGAUGAGAGUUGCGAAUGUGUUCAUGUUGAGACUGUGGAGCUUGGCCAACGCGUCGAGCUGGUAAUAGUGAAUAAAGAUAAUGAUUCUGCCCACACGUACCACCUACACGGGUAUUCGUUUUUCGUGAUAGCAUCGGCCCGACUAUCCAAACACGAGACUUGGCAAACCCAGGUGCAUAAUUUGGCUCGUAACUAUGAUCGACCUGUGCUGUUGGAUACAGUUCGAGUGGAGAGGGGCUCAAUAGUUGUGUUGCAGUUCGUUGCAGCACACGCAGGGCUAUGGAUGUUACGAGAUCUUGAUGCGCAGGGAUGGAGUAGAGGAUUGGAUGUGCUACUCAAUGUGCGACCGUUAGAGUCAAAUUUUGAACUUCCGGAAGAUUUUCCAAAAUGCAGGCAUUUUGUUGGACCAAAGUAUUUUCUGAUUUAAAUACAUCAUUAUU